GGGAAAAUUAAUAGCGGUGUAGUUGGAUUUGUUAGAAAUUAAGUGGUGGGUUUUUAUUUAAAAAAGUUGUUGAGCUUUCCUUGGCGUUGUAGAAUUGAUGAAUAGAUUUGAAUGAAUACAGAUGCCAUAAUAUAUAAUUGAUGAAUGAAUGAUCCAUCCAUCAUCUCUUCUUUUAUCUACACAUAAAACACACACUCACACACACACCCCCCCGACUGUAUAAGCAAUGAAUGAAUUUAAGGCCUUCCUGCACUUAGUUUAAUUGCAAUAUUUACUCCAUUUUUCCUUUUUCUGCAACCCAUCUUGGGAUUUUUUCCAACAAUUAAUACAUUUCCUGCCCCUCCCAAUUUACACUCCUCUCCUCUCCCCCCAUCGUCUUCUUCAAUUCAAUUCAAUUCAACCCCAUUCAUUCAUUUCUCUCUUCCAAUCCAUUUGAUCAGUGUUAGUACUAUUUACUAUACUACUCACGCAUGAUCAACCCUUUUUUUUCUACAUUUUUUUUUAUUGUUCUCUCCUCUUAAUUUCCACCUCUUUCAAAGCUUUAAUUAAGCUUUUAAAUCAAUCCCCAACCUCUCUUGUUUUCUUCUCUUGCUUCCUCUUUAUAUAUAAUGCCCUUAACAAGUUCAUCACCUACAACUUCACUUCCAGCAUCCAUUUCGAAUUGGUGGUGAAACAAUUAGUAGUAAUAAUGGCCUUGUUCGUCCUGUAAAUCAACUGUAAAAAAGUAGUAUCCUGCAAGAAUCCCUUUCCUUCUUGACCAACCCUUUUCCAAUCCUGCUUCUCCAAGACUACCCUUUUGCCUUCCUCUGCUUCCAUUUCGUUUGCUCCAAUCUGAAAACUGCAAGAAACAAAAGGCGAAAUUUUUAAAAAGCAGGGAAAAACAGAGGAGGAAAACAGAGCAAUGAGUCGUAGGAAUGGAAGUGCUCCAAAACUGGAUUUGAAGCUGAAUUUAUCGCCGCCGAGGGGGAAUCUCCGAGUCCAAUCACCCAGCCGAUCGUCGACGGUUUCACCGACAUCGCCGCCGAGCUCAUGCCUGUCAUCGGAGCUGAACCAGGAAGACAACUAUGUGUUCUCAAACAGCCCGGACUCGACGGCAAUGAUAGUGGCCGGAUGCCCUCGCUGCCUCAUGUACAUCAUGCUCCCAGAGAAGGAUCCCCGGUGUCCCAAGUGCAAGAGCACCGUUCUUCUAGAAGUUUUCGGCGAGAACAACAAAAACGGCGGCGGCGACAGCACCGCCGCAUCCACCACCACCACCACCAGAAAACAGAGGAAGUAGAGUUUUUAGCCAAUUUACCGGCAAUCGAAUCAGGCAACUAGGAAUUUUUAUCAUUAGAAGCUGUUUUUCUUUUGUAAUGGGUUUUUUUCAAGUAGGACUAUUUCCCCUCCACUUUUUCAUUCCAUUUCAAGUCCAGAGGGAAAUUGAAAAAAUAAAAAACAAACACAAGAAAAGGUACAUUCAGACAUGUUUGCCUGAGAGAGAGUGGAGGUUGAAUAGUGGCUACUACUACUUUUUUUCCCCUUUAUUUUUAUUUUUAUUUAUUUUUUUGGGUUCUUUUCUACCUUUUGUAGCCAAAAAAUGAUUCAGGUAUUCUGGUAUAGCAGAAGCAGAUUUUUUUUUUUUUUUUUAGGUGCGGGGUUUCUAAGACGAUGUAAACUGGCUACAUAACUGCAGUAGAACACUAGAAAGUAGAACUGCCCAACUUCUGUCUCUGGGUAGAAAUUUGAAAAAAAAAAACAAAAAUCUAUUUUAGCUCUUUUAUUUUUUUUCCACAAGUGACCAAUUAUUAACCUCUGCAUGCAAAAUUAACAGCCAACCAGUUAACUUGUGCUGAUCAGUCGUCGAUCAGUUUGGGUGUUAGGGAAGAUCUUAACCCAAAAUUUUCUUUUCAAGAUUCUUUGUGACCAUACUUUUGUACUUGACAGCAGCAAUAAGGAAAAGCAGAGGUUUUUUCAUUUUUG
Messenger RNA from Oldenlandia corymbosa var. corymbosa, 1959 nucleotides. The record is from the annotation of a GenBank genome assembly. NCBI's taxonomy places the organism in Eukaryota, Viridiplantae, Streptophyta, Magnoliopsida, Gentianales, Rubiaceae.